Molecule: messenger RNA, 3237 nt
Organism: Drosophila obscura
Lineage: Eukaryota; Metazoa; Arthropoda; Insecta; Diptera; Drosophilidae
Gene: qua
Product: villin-like protein quail
Exons: 7
Coding region: 398-3088 (896 amino acids)
Biological process (GO): barbed-end actin filament capping; actin polymerization or depolymerization; actin filament severing
Cellular component (GO): actin cytoskeleton; cytoplasm
Molecular function (GO): phosphatidylinositol-4,5-bisphosphate binding; actin filament binding
Source: RefSeq, a predicted model, not a curated record
GGCAAAUAGUUUUUCAGUUUUUCAUAUUUUCGCAAGCCACAAAAAGUUAUUAACAAAACGCCGGGCGGUAAUUGCACAGUGCAAAAAACAAAAAAAUUGCCACAGUCUUGCUAUCUCUCGGUGGAACGGUAAAUUGCCAGAAGUGACCAAUAAGGAAAAAGGCGACAAAGCAAAGUGGGAGAAGAAGGUGACGAAAGAAAAUAAGCAAAAACAGCCAAAUAGAGCAAGGAGUGACAUCAAUAAACGAAGCGAAUGUUUAAGUGCGAAACAAUUAAAAUUGUUUGAUUUCAAGUUGCAAAGCGCCGUCGCAAGACUACGAGAAAACUACAGCUGCAUUAGCGUUGCCGCACAUCGCACAUAUCUGCAUCGCGGGAGCCACAACAAAUUGGACAACAAAAUGCCGCCGUUUAAUUUCAUCAAGCAGGAGGUGCGUCCUAAUACCAUACCGGAUCCAAAAGUAGAUGCUACCUUCCGUAGGGUGGCCAAAAAUGCAAUUACCUUUUCCUUGUGGAAAAUCGAUGAGGAUCGCCUGGAGGCCGUGGCCCGUGCACAGUAUGGAACCUUCUACGACAACAGCGCCUACAUAAUAUAUGCAGCCAAUCUGGUGGGGCACUAUGCCAAUCACGAGACCAUCACACGCGAACAGAAGCCCAAUGUGCUGCUGGAACGAUAUAUACACUAUUGGCUGGGCAGAAAUGUCAGCGAAACGAAUCGCUCCAAUGUGAUGCACAAGAUUCAGGAGCUGGACUCGUAUCUGGGCAAUGUGGGGGCCAUCUAUCGCGAGACACAGAACCAUGAGAGUCCGCGUUUCUUGUCAUAUUUCAAGAAGGGAUAUGAUAUUCUUUCGGGAGCGUUGAUCAGCUCUCCACAGCGGCCACGCCUGUAUCAGUUGCGUGCUCGGAAAUGGCUGCGUUCCAUAGAGUUGGACACCAUCGAGUGGUCGCACUUCAACUCGGACUACAUCAUGGUUCUGCAGACAGAGACCACGACAUUCGUGUGGAUCGGACGCUCCAGUUCGGGCAUCGAGCGUCGCGGCGCCUUGUCCUGGGUGCAGGGGCAGACCAGCGGCUGUCCCGUUGUCAUUGUGGAUGAUGGCUACGAGCAGGCCAUGACAGCACCACAGAAGGAGCUGUGGAACACACUGCUGCCGCUGCAGAAGCGAAUGGUCUGCCAGGCCAGUCAGCUGGUCACCGACUACACGGACUACAGCAGCAACAAAUUCCGCAUCUACAAGUGCAAUCUGCGUGGACGCUUGCAUCUGGAUCAGCUCGAUGUGGGCCUGCCGGCCAAGGAUGAUCUGAGCGAUGCCCAUGGGGUCUAUCUAUUGGAUAACUAUGGCCAAAGCAUUUGGCUCUGGGUGGGUGCCCAGGCCCCGCAGGCAGAAGCCCUCUCAGCCAUGGGCAAUGGCCGUGCCUUUGUCAAGAAGAAGUCAUAUCCGGACAAUACUUUGGUGGUCCGCGUCGUGGAGGGCCAUGAGCCGGUCGAGUUUAAGCGUCUGUUUUCCAACUGGUUGAACUUGGGGCAGGAGAACACACGCGGCCACAAGCCCGUGUCCACAAAGUUCGGCAAACUGGAUGCCCAUUCGCUGUGCGAGCGUCCCAAGAUGGCAGCGGACACACAGCUGGUGGACGAUGGCAGGGGAGAGCGUGUGGUGUAUCGCGUGUUGGGAGAUCAGGUGCAGGAGCUGCCUGCCUCAAAGACGGUGGUCUUCACCACCAAUGCCAGUUAUGUGGUCAAGUACAGUGUGCAGUGCGCAACUGUUGUGCCCGCAGAUCUGGCCUCGGUGGGCAUACAGAGCAUAAUCUAUCAGUGGAACGGCUCGGAGGCAUCGGCCGAAUCCAUUGCCACAGCGAAUAAAAUUGCCAUGGUCGCAUUUGAGUCGCUCAAGCAACCCGGAAUGCUGGUCCAACUCUACGAGUUCGAUGAGCCACCGCAUUUCCUGCAGAUCUUCGAUGGCAAGCUCAUCAUCAUGCGGGGACAGCGCAGCGAGAUGCUGUACUGCAACAACAACAACAACGGGGACCUCAAGACGAACGUGAUGCUGGAGACAUUCCUGCUGAAGGUCUACGGAGACGCCAGCUACAAUUCCAAGGCAGUGGAGGAGCAUCCGCUGUCCUCGAUCACCUCCAAAGAUUGCUACGUGAUCAAGACGAGUCAUGUGUGGGUCUGGUGUGGCCAGAGCAGCACUGGGGAUGCGCGCGAGAUGGCCAAGUCGGUGGGUGCUCUCAUGGGCGAGUACACGCUCAUACUCGAGGGCAAGGAGAGCAAAGAGUUCUGGCAAUCGGUGGCCAUGUACUUUAACCAGGCGCUGGUCAUCAAUGGCCAUGCCAAUUCCUGCGGCAGCAGCACCACCAGCAGCAGCAGUGGCGCCGGCAGCAUGUGCAACGGCAGCUCCAACGGUGGCAAUGUCUCACCCACACUGAGCAACAAUUGCUAUCUCAACACGUGCGUGCCGUCAAAGCCGAGACCGCCGGUGCAGCUGUUCCUGGUCUGGUGGCAGCAGAGCUCCUUGCGCUACGAGGAGAUCAUUGGCUUUGAGCAGCAGGAUCUCAGUGCGGAUUGCACCUACAUACUGGACACUGGCACCCUCACGUAUGUCUGGCUGGGUGCCCAGGCGCAGCAGCAAGAAAAAUACACAUCCAUUGCCCAGUGCUAUGUCCAGAAUGCUCCAUUCGGACGUCGCUCGGCCACAGCCUUGGCCGUGGUGCGGCAGUAUCAGGAGCCAAAUGUGUUUAAGGGCUUCUUCGAAUCCUGGCACAAUAACCACGGAAAGAAUUUCCUGUCCUACGAGCAAAUGCGCAAGGAAUUGGGUAGCAGCGCAGCUCCCAGUAAUAUUAGCGCGGUCAAUGGCGCUUCUCCGCUCAUUUUGAACGACAGACAGAAGGAUUUCGAUGGGCAUAAAAAGUAUCCAUUGCCGGUGCUGACUCAGGAGAUGGAUAUGCUGCCAGCCGAGAUCGAUCCGCUCAAGCGAGAGGUGCACCUCACUCACGAUGAUUUUGUUUCUGUUUUCAAAAUGUCUUUCUACGAUUUCGAUGUGCUGCCCAAAUGGAAGAAGACCGAGCUGAAAAAGCAGUACAGAUUAUUUUAAACCAACGUGCCGAUCCGACCGAUUGGGCACUGUACAUAGUCCACAUGAAAAUCCAUUAAUUGUAGAACAUAUUUGAAGCAAUUUAUGUUACAUACUAUACACACUCUACGUAGAAUACAAUACAGAAAACUCUUUGAAUUUCACAAGAA